Molecule: messenger RNA, 1909 nt
Organism: Chelmon rostratus (copperband butterflyfish)
Lineage: Eukaryota; Metazoa; Chordata; Actinopteri; Chaetodontiformes; Chaetodontidae
Gene: s100v2
Product: S100 calcium binding protein V2
Exons: 3
Coding region: 148-459 (103 amino acids)
Cellular component (GO): perinuclear region of cytoplasm
Source: RefSeq, a predicted model, not a curated record
UCCCUCUUCCUGACUUUCCUCUCCGGCUGAGGGAGGAUCCAGGAAGGCUGCCAGCUGGUGACAGAAGCUCUGCUCCACUGACACACAACAGCAGCGAGCAGCGAGACACGCAGAAGGAAAAGUGAGCGCGAUCUAACUCCAGUCGACAUGCCUCAGUAUUCAGACCUAGAGAAGGCCAUCAACACACUGGUCACCCAGUUCCACUCUGCCUCAGCAGACAACGGUCCAACGCUGAAAACUGAUGAAUUCAAAGGUCUUUUGUCCUCCCAGCUGCCUAACUUAGUCACGGGGAUCGGCUCAGACCAGGUUCUGGGCGAGAUCAUGCGGAAGAUGGGUGUAGCUGACGGCGAGGGCAUCUCUUUCAAGCAUUUCUGGAACUUAAUCCAGUCAUUAGCCACCACGCAGCACGGCAUCCUCGGCGGCCAGAAGGGCUCCUCAUGCAGCUGCAUCCUCCUGUGAAGAGCAGGCUCUCGACCUAACACAUGAGCAAGCUCUGAGUUUCCAAACUAAGAUUUAACAGUAUGCACAUCACUCAACUCAUCAGGUGUCAGAUAGAAUACAAAGACAAAGUCUAGUCUGCACAAAGCAAUCUGUUCCCAACAUUUAUGACUAAAACACGACACUUUCUGAAUGCUGUGAUCUCUCUUCAGGUUUCCACAUCAUGCUUCUGCCAGUAUUCUGCUCAGCAUCCUUUGUGCCAAUUAAAAUUCUAAUGCGGACUAUUUUGGAUUCAAAAUCCUCACAUUGUCCAAGUCUGCACGUUCCUAUGUAUUUAAUUUUUUAAAGAAUUAAAAUAAAAUAAUCUCAUCCACCUACAUAGUGCAAGAUAACAUCCAUUUGUCGCCAUUUGACGAUAAUGAAUUCAGUAAUUUGCAGUAUGUUAUUUUAUGGAUCAUACUGCACAUUCUUAUAUUGUCUUAGGUUCCUUUUACUGGACAGAAUGAUCUGAUCUGUUGUUGUCAUUAGCCACAGAGGGUUAGAUAUCUGCCUUUUGUAUUGUAGAUAAACCCCCUGAUUUUGUUGUGUUAACACUAACCCUAACCCCAGCUCAAACAGAAGUGAUCUAUGGCAAGGUUUAAAACAUCACCUGAGCAGGUGGAGGAGAUCUGGGGAGUGGAGGUGCUGUUAACAAAAUCAGGGAGACAGCAAGCCUCCGCGAUACAGUUCAACAGAGACACAACUUCAUCAAACUGACGAUGUAUCGGCAUCAACCUGACACUCUAAAGGCUUCAGUAUGUUUGAAACACACUAGGUCAAAGAACAUGUUUUCCAUAUGAAUGCAUUAAUGUGCCUCCACAGAAGUGCCUGUUGGACAGUCUCAGUGUCUGAAACUGACUCUCCCCUCACAGACCCAGCAGCAGACCUGAGGAGACUGUGUCAAAACAUUUUUUUAACUUUCUGAAACCAUCAGUCUCACACUUUCACAUAUCAAAGUUCAUAUACAGCAGUAUAGUAUAGUCAACCUUGCAUGUCAUGUUAAUGUUAACUCAUAAGUCCCAUUUGCACUAAACAAAUGGUAUAAACAAACAGAACUGAGGCCAUGUCAUCAGAAAUAGUGAGAAAGAACAAGUUUAACUUUCAGAAACUCGGACACAUUUGAAUAGAUUUUCUUUCUUCCUCCGUGCAGAAUUAACUCCGGGGUAACUCUCAUUUCACUCUGUCUGAAUGUGUGUGACACCAAUCAUCUCAAUUUGACCUCGUGUCAGUAACAAAAAACAAAAGUCAGUAUGUGUGACUUUGCAGUCAUCUGUAGAAACAUCUCAAAAUGUGUGCUUUGUAGUCCAUUUCCACCAGUAAUGCUUUACCCUCUGAUCCUGCAUUUUCUAUGUAUUUAUGUUUUGUAAUUCUCUGUAUUCUGACCUGUGUGACACCUCAAGAAAAAUGAUGUAAUAAACAUACAAAGAAAUGA